This is a messenger RNA of Schizosaccharomyces cryophilus OY26, 1770 nucleotides long. RefSeq names its product chaperonin-containing T-complex zeta subunit Cct6. Lineage: Eukaryota; Fungi; Ascomycota; Schizosaccharomycetes; Schizosaccharomycetales; Schizosaccharomycetaceae. The transcript has 4 exons. The record is from RefSeq and is a predicted model, not a curated record. Bases 98 to 1705 code for a protein of 535 amino acids. Gene Ontology annotation, biological process: protein folding. Gene Ontology annotation, molecular function: ATP-dependent protein folding chaperone; ATP hydrolysis activity; ATP binding. Gene Ontology annotation, cellular component: chaperonin-containing T-complex.
AGAAAACAGUAGCAACUCCUUAUUUAUGAACGCAUUCAACUAAACACGCAAAGAUCCUUUCCUACCGCAAAACUCUCAAAAGGAUUUAUAAGCAUCAAUGUUAUCGUUACUAAAUCCUAAGGCAGAGUCCAUUCAGCGCGCACAAGCGUUACAGGUCAAUAUUUCCGCUGCAGUUGGUCUUCAAGAUGUACUGAGAAGCAACUUAGGUCCCACUGGAACCACUAAAAUGCUGGUCGACGGUGCUGGUGGAAUUAAACUUACUAAAGAUGGAAAAGUGCUUCUUACAGAAAUGCAAAUCCAAAAUCCCACCGCUUCGUGCAUUGCUAAGGCAGCUACUGCUCAGGAUGAAGUUACCGGAGAUGGUACGACAUCUGUAUGCCUUCUCGUAGGCGAGCUUCUCAAGCAGGCCGAGUUGUAUAUUCGUGAAGGCCUUCAUCCAUCUUUAAUAAGUGAUGGUUUCGACUUUGCCAAAGUAGAAUCCUUGAAGUUUUUGGAAAGCUUCAAAACAAACUUUGAAUUAGAUCGCGAAGUUUUGUUAAACGUCGCCAAGACUUCAUUAAACACCAAAAUUUCUUCCAAGGUUGUGGAGUCUUUGGCUCCUGCUGUUGUAGAUGCUGCAUUAGCCAUACGAAGAGAUAAUGAACCUAUUGAUCUCCACAUGGUAGAAAUCAUGAAAAUGCAGAACCGUUCAACUUCUGACAGCAAAAUUGUACGAGGUCUUCUUUUGGAUCACGGAACCCGUCAUCCUGAUAUGCCUAAACAGGUGAAGAAUGCUUUUGUUUUAACCUUGAAUGUAUCUUUGGAGUAUGAGAAAAGUGAGAUUAAUUCCGGUUUCUUCUAUAGUACCUCUGAACAGAGGGAACGUUUGGUUGAAAGCGAAAGAAAGUUUGUCGAUCAGAAGCUUCGUAAAAUUGUUGAACUUAAGAAGGAGGUCUGUGAACGAGAUCCUACUUCCAAUUUCGUUGUUAUCAACCAGAAAGGUAUUGAUCCCCUUUCUUUGGAUGUUUUGGCAAAGAACGGUAUCAUGGCUUUACGACGUGCCAAGCGUCGUAACAUGGAGCGUUUACAGUUAAUAUGUGGUGGUGUCGCUCAAAAUAGUGUUGAAGAUCUUUCUCCUGAAGUCCUUGGUUGGGCUGGUUCUGUUUAUGAACAAACCAUGGGUGAAGAGAAGUUUACUUUUGUUGAAGACGUCAAGGAUCCUAAAAGUGUUACAAUCCUUAUUCAUGGACCCAACGACUAUAUGAUUAAGCAAAUUCAAGAUGCUACUAGAGAUGGUCUACGUGCUGUCAAAAAUGCUAUAGAGGAUAAUUGCUUGGUCGCCGGUGCUGGUGCUUUUGAAAUUGCUUGUGCCUAUCAUCUUCGUAAUAAGUUUGCUCAACAAGAAGUUAAAGGAAAAGCUAAAAUGGGUGUCUAUGCUUUCGCUGAUGCUCUUUUAAUUAUACCAAAGACUUUAGCUGCCAACUCAAGCUACGAUAUUCAAGACGCUAUCGUAGCUUUACAGGAAGAAGCUAUGGAAGGAUACAAAGUUGGACUUGAUAUUCGAACGGGUUUACCAUUUGAUCCUGAAAUAGAAGGAAUUUACGAUAACUAUAGAGUCAUUCGUCACAUGUUACAUUCUGCUACCGUUAUUGCUAGCAAUUUAAUUAGCGUGGACCAAAUACUUCGUGCUGGUCGAAGCAGUUUGAAGGAAGGAGCAGCUGAGUAAAGAGAACAAAGAAAAAAAGGUUUGACGUUGAUAUUUUGAAUGUUAUUUUAAUUUGGAGUAGCACA